Messenger RNA from Schistosoma curassoni, 2202 nucleotides. The record is from the annotation of a GenBank genome assembly. Lineage: Eukaryota; Metazoa; Platyhelminthes; Trematoda; Strigeidida; Schistosomatidae.
AUACUCUGCCAAUUGUUCAACGGGUGCGUUACACCACGAGUAAUUUACUUUCCUUCUUUUCGUGGAUGUACCAGCCCAGAGAAACGAGGUUCUUUCUGUAUAAACUCGAAUUUUGUACAUCGAUAGAAGCUUGACGACUCAGUUUGCUCGGAAAAUGACUUUCGACACAGUUAUACGUUUUACCAUCAUGCUCAUGACCAUUUGUACCAAUUACGUUGUGGUUCACUUUCAGUCCUAAUCAAUCAGAACCAUUGUAAUGGAAAGUGAGUUUUUAUGUUUUAAUUGUUUCUUCACAUCUACAGAAUCAAGAAAUUGUUUGAGAAACCUUUUAUCCACUAAUCCCGUUACAAGAGUACUAAUGGGUAAUGAGGGGAGUUCGAAUCACUGUGAAACUGUUGUUGUGGACUACAGCUCCCCAAAUAUUGCUAAACCAUUUCACCUGGGGCAUUUCCGAGCUACUGUAACAGGAAAUUUUGUUAAAAACAUCAAUGAAGCUUUUGGAAAUAAAGUAAUUGGAAUAAAUUACAUUGGUGAUUGGGGUACUCAAUUCGAUAUCUUAGCAUCGGGAUUUUCAAAAUAUGGGGAUCAGGUUGAAUUGCGAAGAAAUCCCAUUGAACAUUUAUACAAAGUCUAUGUACAAGCGAAUCGUGAUAUUCAAUCAUCAAAUGAAAAAAAUCUACCAUAUGGAAUUGAUCAUGGUAAUCAAUCAGUUAACUUUUUCAAACCGAUACUCAAUAAUACAACUGAAAUACAAUCUCGUGAUACUGAACUCUGGCGAUAUAUUCGUGAAGUAACUUGUGAACAGUUGCAAUCAAAUUACCAGCGUAUGAAUAUUCAAUUUACAAGUUACGAAUAUGAAUCCGAUUAUGUGGAGAAGGCUUAUUCACUUGCUAACAUGUUACUAGCCAAUGGGUUAGCUUACAAAAGUUCUGAUGGACUGACUUGUAUGUCGACAGCAAACAAUAAUGAUGUGAAUUUUUCGAAUCAAAAUAUUAUCCUAUUAAAAAGUGAUAAGUCAACUUUAUAUUUAACCAGGGAUAUAGCGGCGGCAAUUUCUCGUUACGAAAAAUACCAUUUCGAUAGGAUACAUUAUGUGGUUGAAAUCGGACAGCGUUUACACUUUCAACAACUCAACUAUGUUCUCCUAAAAAUGGGUUAUAAUUGGCCAGUUUUAUCUAUGGUCGGUGAUGAUGCUGAUGAUAAUACUGAUAAUGAUCAGUGUAGUCAAUGUGCUCGUAAUCUUUUACAUAUUCCAUUCGGUCGAAUUAUGGGAAUGAGUACUAGAAAAGGUGAAGGUUUAUUUCUUUUGGAUAUUUUAAAUAAUGCUCAACAAUUUAUGCUGAAUCGAAUGAAAUCUUCCCAAAAUACACGAAUAACCCAAAAUGAAUCAGUUAAUCCACCAUUGUUAUCUCAAAAUGAAAUAGCUGAUCAUUUAGGUGUAACAUGUUUGGUAACAACAAUGUUUGCUUAUCCACGUCAAAAACCAAUUAAUUUACAGACAUUCCUUGGUUUACCAGUGACAUCAUCAUCAUCAACAAUGAGAAAUAGUCAUUUGUUGAAAUCGUCAGCUGUAAGUGAAUUAUGCGGAUUAACUCUACAAUAUUGCCAUGCAAGACUAUGCAGCCUAGAAUCUCGUUCAAUUUCGUCCGGUCUAUUCCCAUUCAAGGUUAAUAGCAGUGAUCCAACAUCAAUUGUGUUUGACAUGGAUCACCUUAUUCAUGAAUUUGAUCAAUUUAAAGAGUGGCCUUCAACAACAAUUAAUGAAAAAUCUUUUGUAAAACUGGCUGAUCAGUUGUGCAGAUUUUCUACUGUGCUUCGUACUGCUUAUUCAAAAUACGAGCCACAUUACGUACUACAAUAUGCAUUACAACUUACCUCUGAUGUAAACUCAGCUUGGAAGCAUUUACCAGUUUUGGCAUGCACAACUAAAGAAGAUCAACUAAUACGUCUGUUCAUCUUUCUAGCGUCUAGAAAUGUACUUGCUUCAUGUUUACGUUUAAUGGGAAUCAAACCGUUGAGUGCGAUAUAACAGUGAUUAUUAUGAUUAUGAUUAUGAAAAACGAAUCCUUUCAUGCUUGAGUUCAUAUAUCAGUGUAUAAUACAGAUUGAUUAAACAAAAUCCACUCUUUUUCUUUACUUACAUUUUUCCCUUUUCUAUGUACAAUUAUCAUUUAUUGUUAAAAAAUAAAUUAUUUUCGUCAA